AUGACUAUAAAUUUUGUACCAGGGGAGGUAAAUAAUAGUCCGUACUCUGUGCUGCAAGGAUUAUGGAAAUCGCAUCAUAUAAUAGCUUAUGGGUCCGGGAACAAUUUGAUCAUAUACGCCACAACAACUGAUAGUACAAAGCAUAAAAAGUCAGAUCAUUUACAAACUAUCUACUUGGAGGCAGAUCCGUAUGCAAUUGAUGUCAAUUCAUCCAACGGGUUCAUUGUUAUUUCAAUUGGGAAUAAUAUUGUUGUCUAUAAGCCACUUAAUGAAUACAUGCUGAAACCGCAAUGGUCCCAUGCCUUAGAAUUUGAUAACGUUGAUUCUACAAUGAUAAGUUGCUUGCAAUGGGCACCAUUGGAGGAUGAGCUAAUAGUGGGUUCAAAAGAGACACUAGCACUUUACCAUAUUUAUGAUGAGUAUGGAUCUUUGAGAUAUGAAAAGAGAUGGCAUUCAAUUCAAGCAAACCCCAUUAUAAAUAUCAAAAUCACAAACAAUUCCAACAAAAUCAUAACCCUUAGCGGUAAUUAUGAACGGUUGGUAAAAGUAUGGUCUAGAAUUAACUAUGGUGAGAAUACUUUGUUUGAACUUUCUUACUUGAACCAUCCUUUAAAUACGUACGUGACUGACCUCAAAUGGAAGUAUCGCAUCCCAUCUGAUUCGAUCAACACUGUAGACAGCUCUAUGGCAAAUAUAAAAAAUAUUCGUGGGUACAUUGAUAAUGGUAAUGAUGAUAAUGAUAUAAUCUAUACGUUGACAAACGAUAAUAUUUUGAGAGUAUGGGCGGCUUAUGAAUUUAGUGGCCACAACCAUUUCAGAUCAUGGGCUUCUUUAGACUUAAGUGAGUGCUUUGUGGACGACGAGAUAAUUUCUAUGGUUACAAUAGACAAUUUUCAUCUUCAAAAGACAUUAAUCCCUCAGAUAGAGGCAGGAAAUGGAAGCUCCAAUAUAUAUAAGUAUUUUGAGAACCAGAACUUGAAUGAUUUAGAUCUUUUGUUUGUAAUAAGUAAGCAAGGAAAGGUUGCAAUUUAUUCUAUUUUGAAUAUUUCAUUGACUCCGCCAAAUGCAAUUAAAUUUGAGAGAUUGGAUCAAUCUAAUAUGAGUUUCGAUAAGAAUUCGUUUCCCAAUGGAAUUAAUUAUACGAAGUUUGAAAAUUUGACGAAAGAGAUAAUCCAGAGUGAGGAAUUUUUGAUAAAUUUAAAACCAAUUAUAUUUCCUGAACUAGAAUUUUUAGAUAAUAGCGACAGCUCAACCGGAUUGUCGAUAUUAAUCCAUGAUAGACUAAAAAAUACAAUUAGAUUUAAUGCAUUUGAGUUUAAGAACAUUUUAAAAUCAGAUUCAUCUGUUCUAGGUGCAAAGUUGAUUGACAAAUUUCAAGGUCAUACUAAAUCAAUCCGAAAACUAGUGAAAUCAUAUUCCUCAUCUGCAUCUAACAAUAUUGUAUUUUCGAUUCUGAAUUUUCCUGAACAUAACUACUUAUGGGAACCAUUACUGAUUGGUUCUUCGAAUACUGAAAGUAUGACAAUAACUAAAAAAUUUCAAGUUAACUUAAACCAUGGCUCUAAUAUAAACGAGAAAAAUCAAGGGAUAUGGGACAGUGUCUUGUUGAAUGAUAUUGAACCCCCCAAUAAAAUUGGAAGACAUCAUUUAGUGGUAGCGUUGGAAAAAAAUGGCCUUAUAAGUUUGUGGGAUUGCAAUGCGUUAACAUUGGAUAUUCAAGAGGCGGCGCUUUUAGAAAGGUUAGAAAUUUUGAAUUCAAUCAAUGAACGUAUAAUUCGGGAACCAAGAGCAUUUGUGAUAACAGAGUUUCCUAAUGAAUCUAACCAUACAAAAGAAUAUUGCAUAAUUGCCAUUUUUGAAAAUGAUUUGAUAAAAGCAUGGAAACUCAUAAUUAAUAUCAAUACUCAACCAUUAUCUACUAGCUUGAAGCCGUUAAAUAUUAACAACUUACCACAAGAUGAAAAGAUCCAUCAAAUAGCGUUAAUUGAUUCAUUUGAAUCCAAAGGUGAAAGGAAUUUGGUAUCUGUAAUAGAUAAGCAAGAUAAGGUGAAGUUUUUUGCAAUCAACUUUGCAAAAUCGCGGGACUCACUAGAAUGGAUUGAGACCUAUAGGCUUCAUACCAAUAUAUCGGAAGCCACUAAAAUUCACGGAGCAUCAAUCAUCAAUAAGUUUGCUAUUGUUGACAAGACGGGCUCUCGAUUAACAAUUUGGGAUACCAAAUCUGGCGUCUUAGAAUACGAAGAAACAUUUGACGAUAGUUAUGGCGCUGUAACAGAUCUUGAUUGGACAUUCAUUACUUCAAAUUCAGAAAGACUGACAUCUAACGCUAUAUUGUCAGUUGGUUUUCUGAGAUUUGUUUUGUUAUACACACAAUUGCGUUAUGAUUAUACUAAUAAAAUCCCAACAUUUGCAGUACUAAAAAAGAUCGAUAUCUCAAAUUAUACAUCGCAUGAAAUUGGAGAUCUGAUUUGGCUCGAUGAUGGUUAUUUGGUCAUAGGCUGUGGUAAUCAAUUUUUUAUAGAUGAUAAAUGGGUAAAGCUUGGUAGCUCUGCUAACAAUUCACUUGAUUCGACAAUACGUCAAUUGAUGGUAGGAUACACCAACAUAGAAAAUGAGGACUAUGAUUCAUCACAAAAGGAAACCAAAUCUACUUAUGAUAUGAUUUACGAUAUCGAACAAUUAGUUCGAAUUUUGAAUGGUCCGUUACCUGUAUAUCAUCCUCAAUUCUUAAUACAGUGUUUAUUCAUGCAUCAGAUUUCAUUGGUGAAAGAUGUUUUCGUCAGAUUAUUCCAAAUAUUACGGAAAGGUGAUUCAAUCCAAUGGGAUUUGAGUAUGGAUUUGACUAACGAAGUACUUGAAAAUAACGAGUCAAGACAAAGUGGAGCAAGUACACCUUCUUUGUCAAGUAAGAUUGAUAUAAUUAAUGAUGCGUUUUCAAGCAAAUUCGAUUCUUCAGGUAUUCAUAUAUUUAACUCAUUCAAUGAUAAUUUACUGGAUUUAUUAAUUGAGAAGUUAAUGAAGAUUUCCCUACCUUUGUUAACAAGACACCAACAAAUCACGUUAAUUUCAAUAAUUUCAAUUGUAAAGGAACUCGGAAAAUAUUUAAUGUCCUUGGAUGAGAAUGGACUAAGAUUCUUAAUGGGCUUUAAGUUGUUUCAGCUAUCUUCAAAGCAAUCAAAGCUAACAACUAGAGAUAUCAGCUGGGCUUUGCAUAGUGAUAAUAAGGAAAUGCUACUCACAAUGGUAGAAGAGUACUUCAAAAAUAGACUUAAAUGGGAAAAUGUCAAACAAAUAGGACUUGUUUAUUGGGUUGAAACGAUAAGAUUGACAAAAAUCAUGGAAUCAUGUGCUAGAAAUGAAUUUAGUGAUACAAGAGAUCCAUCGGGAAGGGUUUCAUUAUUUUAUUUAGCUAUUCGUAAGAAACAAGUUUUAAUUGGAUUAUGGAGGACAGUCAGCCAUACAGAACAGCAAAAGAUGUUAAAGUUUCUAGCAAACGAUUUUAAUGAAUCGAGAUGGAAAUCUGCCGCAUUGAAAAAUGCGUACGUAUUAAUGGGCAAACAUAGAUAUAUUGAUGCAGCAUAUUUCUUUCUUUUAGCAGAUGCAUUGAAGGAUUGCUGCAAUAUAAUAGCUACGAAAUUGAAUGAUGUCCAAUUAGCGAUAGCUAUAGCUAAAAUUUACUCGGCGACGAGUAAGGGUACAAUCUCAGAGGGUGAAAUCAUUAAGAACUUGAUUGAAAAUUAUAUGGUACCAGAAGUAUUGAAAAAUGGAGAUAGAUGGAUAACUAGUUGGAUAUUUUGGGAAUUGGAAGAGCAUGAAAUAUCAAUCCAAGCGUUAAUCAAAUCGCCUAUAGAAAUCAUUAAUCAUCAUAAAGCAAAAUUUUCUGAUGAUUGUUCUAAAAAUUAUAUUAGCAAAAUCACACCAAGAUUUUCAAGUAUGAGUUUCUUGAAAGAUGACCCGGUCUUGAUUAUUUUGUUCCACGCUUUAAGACAGAAGACAAUUAAGUACUUGAAAGGAUCAUUAUCUAUCGCACCAGACGAGGAAUUUAAUUUUAUUAUAAAAGUUUGUUCGAUAUAUACAAGAAUGGGAUGUGAUUAUUUAGCUGUGGUAUUAAUUAGAAAUUGGAGUUUCCUCAAAUAUGAUGAAUCCAAGAAUGAAAUUAAAUGGUCAAAUCAUACGACGGAGAACACGAACCAAUCAAAUGAACAACAAAAUACAUUAUCAUUUACUGAAAAUGGCAUUCAUCCUGAAAAUAUGACUCAGAAGAUCAAUGCUCAACCACCUCCACCCACAGCUUUCCAAGAACCAGACAUGAGUGCCUUUGAUUUCGGCUUCUGA
Debaryomyces hansenii CBS767 is the source of this 4335-nucleotide messenger RNA. RefSeq lists its product as uncharacterized. Bases 1 to 4335 code for a protein of 1444 amino acids. Gene Ontology annotation, biological process: vacuolar acidification. NCBI's taxonomy places the organism in Eukaryota, Fungi, Ascomycota, Pichiomycetes, Serinales, Debaryomycetaceae. The transcript has a single exon. The record is from RefSeq and is a predicted model, not a curated record. Gene Ontology annotation, molecular function: protein binding. Gene Ontology annotation, cellular component: RAVE complex.